CGCUUGUCACCCUCCGUCAAGUCAACGGAGUGCCCAGCGACGCGCUCCCGUCCGGUUUAACUCAUACCACACAACCACAUAGAUGAUAUAUCGCGUUCAGCUUUUAAAUGCAUCUUUAGUUUACGUAAAAUGUUUGCGUUGAAUGCAAAUUUUGUGCUGAUGUCAAAUCCGCGCGCGUGACUACCACGUAACGAUGCAUUCCAUUUACAUUUAAGUGUUAUUAGGAACAUCGAAAAUGCACCUACAUUUCGAGAGGAACGUGAACGCUAAAUGCGACUGCACAAUAUUGUCGCUGUCGUGGAUGGGGAAGGUACCCGACGAGUUGCCGGAGGAGGAGGGUUGGAAGUUGAACCGCAACAACUACUACCAGGAAGGGUGGCUGGCAACCGGCAAUGUGCGUGGCGUGGUCGGCGUCACGUUCACAUCCUCGCACGCACGCCGGCCACACGAGCUGCCAUUGCGCACCAAUUACAACCUGCGUGGUCAUCGAUCCGAUGUAAUUUUGGUGAAAUGGAACGAGCCGUACCAAAAGCUGGCAUCCUGCGACAGCUCCGGCGUUAUCUUCGUAUGGAUCAAGUAUGAAGGCCGGUGGAGCAUCGAGCUGAUCAAUGAUAGGAGUACACCCGUCACGCACUUCUCUUGGUCACACGACGGCCGCAUGGCACUCAUCUGUUACCAGGAUGGUUUCGUAUUGGUGGGGUCUGUGGCUGGACAGCGGUACUGGUCUUCCAUGUUGUCCCUGGACGCGCGUAUUACCUGCGGUUGCUGGACACCCGACGACAACCAAGUGUAUCUUGGCACAGCUUCCGCCCAACUGGUAGUGAUGGACGUCCACGGAGCUAUGGUCUCGCAGGUGCAACUUGUUGCUGAAGGCGGUAUAACGUCAAUGGCAUGGUCGUGCGAAAAGUUCAAGAUGGAGGAGGGCGAGGAAAGCACUGAGAGCAACGGCGGCCACGUUCUGGCCGUCGCUUUAGGGAACGGUGAAAUUGUUUUGUUGCGAGGCCACGACGACGUCAGUCCUGUUCGGGUGCAUACUGGACUAAGGGGCAAUACACUGGCCAUGGAAUGGGCUAAUUCGCGAGAACUGCUCGCUGUUGCUGGUACCCUGAUACCUGAAGCAGACGAAUUUCCCGAUACACCUCCAUACAAGAACGUCGUUAAAUUCUACUCAGACACAGGAGUUCUUAUUUACACUGUGCCAAUACCAUACACACAGGCGCGCGUGUCGGCGCUGACGUGGGGGCACGCGGCGCGGCGGCUGUUCGUGGGCGUGGGUGGCGCCGUGUGCACGGCGCGCGUGUGGCGCGUCGUGGCGCCGCUGCAACUGUUGGCGCGCGUGCGCGCCGCGCAGGCAUUGCGCGAACCGCGCCUCGCCGCGCUGCUGCCGCUGCCGCCGCGCCUGCAGCCAGCGCUCGCGAAUCUCUUCGCUCACACCAUACGGUGCACGGUGCCUGAGAGCAGCGAGCUGCGGAGGUUCGUGUCGCGGCCGCCAGCAGCCGGUGGACGGCUGCACUGCACCAUGUUGCGGCACGACGACGAGGAGGCCGGCGCCUAUACGCUCUACCUCGAGCACCUCGGCGGCCUAGUUCCACUGCUCAAGGGCCGCCGCACCAGCAAGAUCAGGCCCGAGUUCGUCAUCUUUGACCCACAGGCUGAAGAGGGCGCAAGCAAGUCGGCGGCGCGCGAGAGCAGUAGCAGCAGCAGCGGCGCGGGCAGUAGCAGCAGCAGCAGCGCCGGCGCCGCCGCGUCGCCACGCACGCCGCGCACGCCGCGCCGCACGCACCACGCGCCGCCGCCCCCGAACACUACGCACGCCUUACAAGUCGCGCAUACCUCGUCCUCCGACACUGAACGGGAAGAAGGUUGCUCCGGUUCACCGAGAUUGCAGAGACGUAGACGUGCCCGUGAAAGGAGAAAGGUACGAAAUUCAAGCGAAAAGGAUGACGCACACGACGAACUGGCUUAUAUUGACUCUUUGCCAGAGGACGUGCGCUUAGUAGAAGUUACCUCAAACAUUUGGGGUACCAAAUUUAAAAUGCACGGUCUCGCUAAAAAUGUUCCCGCCAAUCUGGGGCAAGUCACGUAUAAAACUUCGUUACUUCACCUUCAACCCCGACAGAUGACUCUCAUGAUUACCGAACUUCGAGACGACUACCCAGUCGGUCCUGAUCCCAAUUUCAACCCUAACAUAUUCUCUGAAGAUGAAGAGGAAGUAUUUCAGUCUAAUGACUCUAACAGUUCUCCGUCGCACACCAAUAACAACAUAAGAAGAAAGGUGACCCUCAAUGAAAGAAUAAACAAUUCAAACAAUAUUCUAAAUCAAAGUGACGCAUACUCGUCAAAUAAUAACAAUACGCACGGCCCCUCUUUAGCAAGGGCCGAAUCCUAUGAAGAAUUUCCUUACAUCGAUACUAAUGACACAAUGAACAAUGUACCGGAGAAUGUUUACUCGACGCCGGUACGACACGCAACCCAAACAACCGAUCGUAGGGUGAAUAACACCGGAGUACCCAAUCGACAUGCCAUCUCCCCACUAAGAUGCGAGAGCUCCGUUCCCACAUUGCAAUCGCCAAAGAACGCGGUGGCCCCUACUGACAUAAUAUUUGAAAGACCGUCCCCGCAGACGGUCACAUGCGGCGGUCGCGGUGACUUCUGCGGAGGCAGGGCCGACUACGGCGUUCGCGGAGACAACGUCUCGCUUAAAGGAAACCUCUCCAAUAUAGAUCAGCAGUCGUUUAGUUUAAAUCUAAGUUUAGAACCGAGCAGGCAGGUCACCAUAAAAAAAUGCGAUUCUCACAUCACGGACAACUGUUUGUCGAAAUUACGGAAAAACAUAUGUAGUAGAGGCGAUUCCGGAUCCUAUGAUAUGAAUACUAGGAUAUUAAAAUCUCUUUGCAACAAAAACUACGAGCACGAGGUGCACCCGGAUGCGAUGACUAGGAGAACAGAAACGCUAAAAAAUCUUCAGAAGGGAGAGGACCUAAAAUUUAUAGACGAAGAGACUCCCGUAGAUACUACGAUUAACAACAUAACCGAAAGAAGUAGAGAGAUGAGGGUACAGAGGACUACUACGGUGGUACCGAUCAGUCCGGUAUGCGCCAACUUGCCCGUGUACGAUACUAUGACCCGAAGUUGCAGCGUUGGAUACCUAGAUCUGGUCGAUCCACAAGUCCUGCACGCGCAGGUGAGCCUGACCGCGCUGCGUGGCGAACCGCCCCGUCGUCUCGUGCUCGUCAACAACAAGCGGCACCGGCGGCCGAGACGGCACCACCGAACAACUGACAUCAAGCAAGUCGAAUGUACGAGAACUCCGAGUUUAAAGAAGUGUGGAAAGUCUAGAAGUCUUGACUCGAGCGAGAUGUCAGCCGCCGCGGAAAAGGGUUCGAAACAUCUCAAAGCCGAGGCGGUGAGUCACAGAGGCGAAGGAGCGUCAGCGAAUUCGAGCAGCCGGUGCACUAGUACUGGAGGCGAGGACAACGGCGCCACUAGCACUGAGGAGGGCGGGCGGCGUGGACGACGUGACUACCCGGUGUGCACGCGCUGCCGCCUCGUGUCGCCGUACGACCGCCGCGACGUGGACGCUGCCACCUACGUGUGCGUGGCGUGUGGUGUGACCGCCCCUACCGCGGUCGCCAACCCCGCCGUCGCCGCUCCCGCUGCCGCUCCCGUCUCAUCUGCGCCCCCAUCGCGCUCCGCCGCCACCGACAGCGAUUCCGACUACAGCAAGUAUUAUAGUUCCCUGGAGCAGCUGGCGCUGCGGCUGCUGGCGUCGCGGGGCACGCGGCGGGGCGCGCGGGAGGCGCGGGAAGCGCGGGCGGCGCGCGAGGUCCGCGAGAGCAGCUCGGCGCCGGCCUCGCCGCGCCCCGCGCGCAGCUCUGGCACCGGCGCCGCACCCGCGCCGGAAGCCACGCCGCGCCGCACGAGAUACUCCUCCGCUUCUCCUAUCCGCCAACUGCUCAAUUCUCCGCUAUUAAAUCGAAGAAGGAACAAGAAGCCAUCAGAGAGCUCCGACGAUGAAUACUCGAACGGCAGCGGAUACAACGAAGUUAAUAGCAAAAAUUAUAGAGACCUGGAGAGUUUCCAGAAGGCUCAACUUAGAAAUAAGCUAAAGCGAGCAGGGACGGCUGGUGGCGGAGUGGUGGCGAGCGACGGGCGCAGCAGCCCGCACUCGCGGCGGCAGCUCGUGAUGCACAACAAAGCGCCCAUGUGGAACGAGAACAGCCAAGUCUACCAGCUUGACUUCGGUGGUCGCGUUACACAAGAAUCCGCCAAGAACUUCCAAAUAGAAUAUCACGGCAAACAGGUGAUGCAGUUCGGACGCAUCGAUGGAAAUGCUUACACUCUUGACUUCCAGUACCCAUUCUCUGCAUUGCAGGCCUUCGCCGUCGCUCUAGCUAAUGUAACACAACGGCUCAAAUGAGCACCAUCAUUGUAGCUCAUAGUCGACAAUAGUAUGCGGUUCUUAUAGGCGAAACGGGGCAGUCGGAAAAUAUCACUUUUCUAUUUGAAUAUCGACUUUUAAUUAUAAUAUGAGCUACAGCCUCAUUUAAGGUCUAAUUCUGUUUUAAAUAAUUACAGUUUACUAUAAUCGGUGUUGAUAUUUUCAGACUGCUUGCUGACCAUAGUAAUUCUUGUAAUACAUGGCUGAAAAUAUAGGCUUUACAAAUACUGUCAUAGUGAUUGUUGCGGUUAUAUCAAACUGGCUAACACGGCCUCACUUUGAUCAAUGAAAGCACCACUUUUGCGCACAUGUGGAUGAUGCUUACGUCGCGGACUGAAAUAAUAGUUCAAACAGUCGCUUCUAAAGAACACGCGAUUGAAGGAAGACUUUUUUUAUUUAAACAUGUGUGGCUCCGUGCUCGCCAGUGGGAUGUAAACCGUUGUAAUACAUACCUAAAUACUGAUCAGCGAGCAAACCCAUCCAUAAAAUAUUUUUUACACAAGCUUACAAUUAGAUAGGUGACUAUGUAAAGUAUCAAAUUCGUUGUCUCAAUGCCGAUAGUCGGUGACAUUGGGACCAUCAUCACGGAUACAAAAACGUGUCUUAUAGAGCCCAUAAAAUAAUAAAUGCAUAACACUAUUUUAGGUACAAAUGUUGAUAAUUGAAUUCCGUAAUAUACAGUAAAUAAUUUCAGUGUCACUUCAAUGUUCAAUUGGGUUGUAAUGGAAUUAUUAAAAUUAUUGUUAUAUUUCUGAUGUUGUAUACUUGAACACCAUAUUUGCUUUAAGAACACCAUAAACAUCAAAAUAAAGCUUUUUUUAUGGAUAUUGCUGACCGAUAGGUACCUACAUGUGAUUAAAAUUUUACGUUACUACUAUUGUGAAGGAGUGGAGUAUCAAACUCUAGCUACAAAAGUUUCUAGGCCACCUUCGGUGUACACGAAGACCUCUGACGUAACACCGAAAUAUUAAGCAGUUCCCGUUUUCUAAGAAAUUCCCGUUGCAACCCUAAUAUAUUAUCCGUAAAAUCUGUUGGCCUACAUUUGAAGAUAUUUAAACACUUUUAAAGAUACACUUUGUUGAUCAAAUUUAAUCAGUGUUUAAAUGAAGUGGAUAUUUUAUAUUAUGUAAAGGCCGCUAGAGUAACGUGUUGUACCUGUUUAGUUUCAUUAAAAUGAUUAGUUGAUCUGUUUAUAAAUGUUAUGCACUAAAUUAUUCAUAUACAUCAUGUUUGUUGUUUUCCCUAUUAAAUUUGCAUUUAAAUUGUUUUUAAUUACAACAAAUACAUUUUCGUUGUCCUUAUAAACAUUUACUAAUAGUCGGCCUAGGUAUGUGUACACGUAAUAAAAUAUUUAAUCAAUUUUUAUUUACCCUUUACAGUUUGGUAUCGAUGUCGCAGAAAAUCCUUAUAGUUAUUUAUAUUAAUUUACGUGAUUUGUUAAUAUACUUAUAUCUACCUAAAUGGCCCCUUAAUGUUCUAUAAUUUGUUAAUGUUUAAAACCUAAUGUUGUAUGUACUCAUUAUUUAUUAAAUGAUAUUCAAAAUUUUUAAAGCGACUUGUUGUUAAGACAUAAGAUGCUUACAAAUAUGCUUGAUAAAAUAUCAAAAUUAUCUAUCCAUUUUUAUAGUACCUAACAUAAAAAUCUUGUAUCUCAUUUCUUUUUCUGAGUAUGCGAAAGCAGCAUUCAUAUUAUAAACAUGAGAAUCGGCACCGAAGUUGUUGGUAAUCAUUAUAAUCAAGCAAAUAUGUAGGCACCUUAAACAAAUUUUCUAUCAGGCAGGGCCUGUAUCAAUCAACAAAAGGCUGAUUUUUUACCUUUGUUUUGCAUUGUAUUGCACAUAAUGAUUAUGUUUAUUGAUACAUACUCGUACAUAUCUGUGGUUAAUUAUUAUUAUUAAAUAAAUUAUAGAUUAUUAUUUAUCAAUCAUUGAUUUAAGACUGCACAUUGUAAAUAUAUUUUGUGAUAUUCAUCGUAUUGGUUAUACUCGUGUUUUAGUUAUCCUAAGUGGUAUGGUAAUUGUGAGGUGAGUCUGAUUUGUUGCUCCGUCUAAUAGUUUCAUAUUUUGUUGACUGAAUGUUGUAGGUGCCAUUGAUGCAGAAAUUGAUGGAAAAAAAUUUUUACACACUUUCAAUUCAAGUAAUAUCCUCAGUCAUAGUAUUUUUGAAAAUAUUUGUCCAAUUUCAAGAAAUAUACGUUUAAUACUAUUCAAUAAAAUAAAUGGUAAAUCGGUCACGUAAUCGUGCAUUUUGUAUAAUGGAUAGUUUCAAAACUUUUUAUAAAUUUUACUUUGGGGAAGUAUUCCAUAAAUACUAUCACUGAGGUUAUUUGCUUAACCCUGUACUAUUUUUUUUUAAUAUAAAAAAUAUACAGGGUAAUUAUUAAAAUUUUACAGGUUUUAAUACCACCCAUAAAUUGACGAGAUGAAUUCGCGUUCCACGCAUGUGACGACUAGUGAGAUCUUUUUUUAUUGCUCUUUUAACAUUUGUAAAAAAAAAUGUACUAACUAAGAUUCAAUGUACCAGUACGAAACACCAUUUAGAGAUGCAGUGAUUCCCAUAUACACCUGUAAAAUAAUGUUUUCGUUUAUUUUGUAUAAUUACUGAAUAAUUUCUUUCCAACAAUAUCUGGAUCAAUAACUGUUAUAAUUACUAUUGCUUUUUUUCCAUUAUGGUAUCUCUAUUAUCACUUGUCAGAUGUAUAUACUUACUGUAAUGACAAAGUGUAAAUAAAAAUAUUCUCCAGACAAAA
Messenger RNA from Galleria mellonella (greater wax moth), 7190 nucleotides. RefSeq names its product tubby-related protein 4 (gene Tusp). Lineage: Eukaryota; Metazoa; Arthropoda; Insecta; Lepidoptera; Pyralidae. The coding region runs from base 236 to 4420 and encodes 1394 amino acids. Gene Ontology annotation, molecular function: protein binding. The record is from RefSeq and is a predicted model, not a curated record. The transcript is spliced from 15 exons.